Molecule: messenger RNA, 2602 nt
Organism: Medicago truncatula (barrel medic)
Lineage: Eukaryota; Viridiplantae; Streptophyta; Magnoliopsida; Fabales; Fabaceae
Product: protein phosphatase 2C 53
Exons: 5
Coding region: 505-2154 (549 amino acids)
Biological process (GO): protein dephosphorylation
Molecular function (GO): protein serine/threonine phosphatase activity; cation binding
Source: RefSeq, a predicted model, not a curated record
CAUUUCUCUUUUCAACCCAUUUUCCUUUCAUUAAAAAGUUUCUUUUUUUUUAUUACUUUUUUUUGUCAUUUUUCUCUCUCUCUUUCUUCUUCUUCUCCAAUUCCUUUGUUUCCGGUGCUUCUAACUCUCAACAACACCCACUCACCCACCCAGAUAAACAUUUGUUUCAACUUUCAAGCCUCUAGAAUUGAGGCAAAUAGGCAGAUAAGAAGAAUAUACUAGUGUUUGGAAAGGUUGUAAGGUGGAUGCGUCGAUAAAUGGAAGUUUGGAUCUGUUGUUGGUGGCAAGAUCUGAUUUUCACUUUCAUCACCUUUUAACUAGCCUAUGCUUUGGAUAAUUGAAUUUGCUUCCUCCUUUAGUUUUAUCUUAGACAUGGAAUAUCUUUACAUUCUCGGAUCAUUUUCAAUCAGAAAACUAAGUUAGGAAUCAAUGAAAAUAUGAGUAACUAUUUAACAUCAGAAUGGUGGGAGUGUAGUUUUUUGUAUUACCUAGACAAGGAUUUUGAUGGAGGAGAUGUCAGUUGCAGUGCCAUUAAUAGCAGGUAAUUCAGUGUGUGAUAAUCAAACCAUAGCUACUCACAUGGAUGUUUCGGCAAUUAAGAUGAUGGCCAAUGCAGAGCUGAUAUCAAAUGCUAUAACUACGAUAUCCGCUGAUACUACUUUUAUUAGUUCUGGUGAGGAUCAUAUUGGUGACAAUCUGGACGAUGUGGUUGGUGUUUCAGCAGUCCCACCGCCUUUGCAUGGGAGAGAAGGGGAAAUUCUUUUGUUGAAUAUGAUAUCUCAAAGUAGCGAUGAACUUUUAGUCCCAGAAGUUGACGAGGAUGAUUCAUUAUCAUUGGAAGGGGAUCCAAUUAUUUAUAGCACUCUAUCAGUAACUAGCGAGAAUGGUAGUGUUUGUGGAGAUGAAUUCUUCAGCGCUGAAGAUAAUUCGUAUUUUAGGGCAAGGAGUUCGAUGGACAUAGAUAAGAACAUAUCCUCUGUCGAAAUUGUUGCUAGGGCUGCUGUUAUCGACGAGUCAAAUGUGGAGACAGAUAUUAUGAGUGAACCUCUUGCUGUAGCAUUGAGCAUUGGAGACGAAACAGGAGUUAGAUCAGUACCGUUGCCUACUACAGUUGCUCUUCAUCAACUGCCUCUUAAAAAAGGGGUGAGUGGAACAGUUGGUCGGAGUGUUUUUGAAUUGGAUUGUACCCCACUUUGGGGGUUUACAUCUUUAUGUGGAAAGAGACCUGAGAUGGAAGAUGCUGUUGCGAUUGCACCUCGGAUGUUGAAAAUUCCUAUUCAAAUGCUAAAUGGUAACAGCAAAUAUGAUGGAAUGAACAAGGAUGGAAUGAACAAGGAUUUUAGUCAGCAGACAAUUCAUUUCUUUGGAGUCUAUGAUGGCCAUGGUGGCUCUCAGGUUGCAAAUUAUUGUCGAGAUCGUAUGCAUUUGGCCUUAAUUGAGGAGAUAGAAUUGUUCAAGGAAGGUCUAAUAAUUGGAGGUACCAAGGAUGAUUGUCAAGAUUUAUGGAAAAAAGCUUUCACUAAUUGUUUUUCAAAAGUUGACGAUGAAGUUGGGGGAAAAGUUAACGGUGAUCCUGUUGCACCAGAAACUGUUGGUUCCACUGCCGUUGUAGCUAUUGUUUGUUCAUCCCAUAUCAUUGUUUCAAAUUGUGGUGAUUCGAGAGCGGUUCUAUGUCGUGGAAAAGAACCGAUGCCUUUAUCUGUGGAUCAUAAACCAAAUCGAGAUGAUGAAUAUGCAAGAAUCGAGGCAGCUGGUGGCAAGGUGAUACAAUGGAAUGGUCAUCGUGUAUUUGGGGUUCUUGCAAUGUCAAGGUCUAUUGGUGAUAGAUAUUUGAAGCCAUCAAUUAUUCCCGAACCAGAAGUUACAUUCAUCCCUCGUGCAAAAGAUGAUGAAUGUCUCAUUUUGGCUAGUGAUGGCUUGUGGGAUGUCAUGACAAAUGAAGAGGCAUGCGACUUAGCUCGUAGGCGCAUACUUCUUUGGCACAAGAAAAAUGGCUCAAAGCUGUCCUUAGUAAGGGGAGAGGGAAUCGAUCUUGCCGCACAGGCAGCUGCAGAGUACCUAUCAAACCGUGCUUUGCAGAAAGGAAGCAAAGAUAACAUCACUGUCGUCGUAGUAGAUUUGAAAGCUCAGCGAAAAUUUAAGACUAAAACAUGAUUGUUUAAUGAAUUGGGUGUUUGAAUAUAUAAAAGCUGAACUCAAUCGAAUAUAGUUUGGCUCAGUAAUUUUUCAUCUGGGCACAUGGAUCGAGCACCCUGCACUAAAUGACAAAUUCCCCUUUCAUUAGAACUCUCGAUUGAUGAAGAGUUUCAUUGUACACUGCUGCAUUGGGGUUAUGUUAGUAAGUCUUUGCUGCUUAUUGUAGAUAUAGGAUUAUGUGCCUUUUACAUGUGUCGGCGACUCAUAGUCAGCAUAUUGUAUUUGUUUUUAUGCCUCCUAGAGAACAAAGACUCUGCGAGGUAUUUACUUCUUACAGUUUUCGUCUAUGCUGUUUAUAAAAAGGUGGUAGCAAUUUGGCAUUGGAGUUUUCAAAUGUGUUUUUCAGUCAUAAUCUUGUUAUGCCACACAUUUUUAAAGUAAACUCGUAUCAUUGUGUUUUUUUGGA